UCUACCUAGUCAAUGAUAUUGUUUGUCGUACACUGUUACGGUGCCGUCCACCGGUUCACAACUUGUUACGAUUUUAUCAUGAUUUCCUGUAAUUUAUUACAAGGAAUUAAUUAAAUACGCAACAUAAAACAUUUUUAACAAUUCAUUUUAUUUUAAUCAUUAUGGAUUAUAAAGAUGAGCAACACAAUGAGAUCGAAGCUUUGGAGUCAAUUUAUUGUGGAGAAUUGGAAAUUUUAGCCGUAGAACCAUUUUAUACAUUUUCCAUACCUAUUAAAACUGAAGAGUAUGAGCCAGGUACUGGGAAUGGUCUCAGCUGUUCAUUGGAAUUUACAUAUACUGAAAAAUAUCCAGAUGAGUCACUUCUUAUAUCGAUAGAGGAACAUGAAAACUUUGAAGAAGGAAAUGCUGAGAAAUUAAAGGAACAUCUAAUGGAACAAAUGAAUGAAAACCUUGGAAUGGUCAUGGUAUUUACUUUAGUUAGUGCUGCUCAGGAGUGGCUUAAUGUACAGUGGGAUAAAAUUAAAUUGAAAAGAGAAGAGAGUGCAGCACAAAAACUAAAGGAAGAGGAAGAAGCAGAAAGAAAAAAGUUUGAGGGAACACGAGUUACGGUUGAAACAUUUUUAAGUUGGAAAGAAAAGUUUGAUGAAGAAAUGGGAUACACAAAAAGAAGAGAAAUGGCUGAGAGAGAAGGGAAAAAAUUAACUGGUAGAGAAUUAUUUAUGACUGAUAAAACAUUGGAUCAGUCUGAUCUGAAGUUUUUAGAUGAUGAUUCUGUUAAAGUAGACGAAAGUCUGUUUCAAAAUCUUGAUGAUUUGGAUCUGGAAGAUGACGAUGAUGACGAUCCUGAUUAUGAGCCGAACGUUUCUGACGAUAGUGCCUAAAUAAAUAUGCUAUAGUUCUCCACUAUUAUUUAUAAAAUAAUUCCAAGACUCCUAUUUAUUGAGUGUUUAAAUACAAACUUAGUACUUAAAAGUAUCGUUUAAGUACUAGAGUUUAGAUGACAAAUUGACAUGUUCGAAGCAAAUCUACCAAUGUAAAAUGAAUUCAUUAAAAUUUAUAGCUGCCAUUUGCAUUUUGUAUAAUGGCUGAAAUUUUAUACAUAUAUGUAUGAAAAGGAAUAGAUAUAUUUAAUAAGGAAAAUAAUUUUUAUAAUUAUGUACAUAAUUGAAUCUUUUUCAUAAAGCUUUGUUUAAUGAACCCAAAA
Bombus pascuorum is the source of this 1204-nucleotide messenger RNA. RefSeq names its product RWD domain-containing protein 1. Gene Ontology annotation, biological process: cytoplasmic translation. The transcript is spliced from 4 exons. The record is from RefSeq and is a predicted model, not a curated record. Bases 162 to 881 code for a protein of 239 amino acids. NCBI's taxonomy places the organism in Eukaryota, Metazoa, Arthropoda, Insecta, Hymenoptera, Apidae. Gene Ontology annotation, molecular function: protein binding.